CUACAUAUUUUAUAUAUAACAGUUUUUUAUUAUUUUCAAAUACGGCAAUUUAAAAGUUUUGUUUUUCCUAUAAUUUCCCGCUUUUAAACACAUGGGCUUAAAGAAAUUAUUUACUGUACAUCCUUUUGAUGCCACAAUAUCUCUGUGGUGUUGCCUAGAACCACCACAAGGUGUCAUUAUAUGCAUAUAGGUGCUACACUCAAUGCUGAUGAAAAUGAAGAUUUUAGAUAUAGGUAGGUUUGAUUAAAUACACUAUCUUAGGACUUGCUUAAGAAUUUGAUCCAGAUUUCAGAGAUUUUUAUUAUAAAGUCAACUAAUAAAUAGAUCGAUUAAAGUAGUUUUACAUUCUCAAACUGCUAUGAUUAUGAUACCAAAAUCUGCACUUGGAAUUUGCUAGCAUUUAAACUUUCAAGCUUGUAGACAGUAUAUUGCCUAUAUAUAAAUCCAUUUUGUGCGAUCAGUAUUGCUUCAAAUCCCACAAAUGGAAUAGCAUUAUAACUAAAAUUGAUUGAUUCUGUGAAACUAGUCCGACACUGGGUUGAAACUCAAUUGGAGCAUUGCUAAGAAAACAGGUCCUAUUUCCCAUUACUCUGAGGGUUAACUUUGAACACCUAUUGCACACCUGAUAAGAAUCUGUAAUGCGUCUGCCAUGUUAAAAAGCCACCAAACUGAUUCCACUGACUCUUCCACUGGAUUCUAUAAAUGUGACUGUCUUGUGGACAGGUUCUCUUGAGCUGGUUGCUAUGAGCUAGUUGCUAGGAUACAUAUUGUUACUUCAGUUCUACACAUUCCUCCAAGUUCCUAACUUAAGGGAAUAAUUUAGUCCUCUGGGACACUACAAGGAUUCUGCUCACUGCAGUAAACCAAUCAAUACCUUGACUGGCAGGUAAGGGCAUGGUAUUGCAAGAUGAAUCUUGACAUUGCUUCAUAAAACGUAAGUUUUCAGGAUAGAGGAGCAUUUUUGCCUCAAAUUUGUAUAUGGUUUGCAUUCUCCUGUUUAUUAUAUGAACCAAAUUCUAUUCAGACUUGUGAUGACUACUAUUUGAUUCCUUUUAAGGAUAAUAUUGUAGAGACUAAACUUUUAUUUAAAAUGUGUACUUUUGCUACUGAAUUUUGAGCACUGAACUAUACAUUCAAAGUAAUUUGUUGAAAGGUUUAACUUAGUGCAUUUGGAAAUGUUGGUGCUUACACAUGUUUAAACAGAACGUCUGUUUAGAAGUGGCUAUGUCACUUAAAACCUGAUUUAGGUCUUGUCCCCUAGCUACUGUACCUAUGUACAUUAAAGAAUGCCUACACAUUUCAGUUGAUGAGCUCCCAGAGUUGAUGAGUUCCCAGAAGAGUCAGGAAGGCUUUCAUCCUCGGAAUGGCUUCCAUUUUGGAGCAGGAUAUAAAAGCAACUACCGGCCUGUUGUCCAAUACAACCCAAACCUAGAUAAAAUAGAUAACCCGGCUGUGGGGAAACUCCUCCAAGAUAACUAUGAAUCGACAACAAAUAAACAUUUCCAGCCCCUUCAACUCCCAGAUGGGAAGUAUCCUCUUCCCUGGAGUGUACAUCAGCCAGGCAGUGGGUAUGGUCGAGAAAAGCCUCUAACUUUUCCUACAACCAAAACAGUCAAAAGGGUCCAUUUUGACACAGCCAACCAGGGAGCUGAAGCUGUGAUAGGGCUGGAGCCCAGACAUGUCCCUGUGCUCCACAGUGGAUUUGGAAAAGGCUCCGUUGAAGUGGAAAACGCAAGACACGGACCUCAGUUCAUGUCCACAGAGUAUGGCUCAAAGUACCGCUUCAACAUUCCAGGUCAACCAGAUUUCCUGCAAAAGAAAACAAUUGGAGCCAAAGAAGAGUCAGGAUUUACUGAAGGCUGCCUUGCUAACCCCAUUGUGGAGAAACUAGCAUCUCAGGACAGCAAUCCUGGAAUCAGCAUUAUGAAAGCAGAUUAUAUACCAUCUUCUGUUCCACAUGGGGAUGAAUUUCUACCAGUCCUUUCCAAAGGCUCUGAGCGGGGCUCUGGAUUUAGUCGGCAGAAGGAUCUUCGCCUUGGUUCUUCAGGAGCUCUACCCAUUGCAGAAGCAUCUGGGCCGCUGAGCCAUUCUCAGUUCCAAGGCCAUCAGCGACAGCCUCAAACACAAACCAAUCUUCUAGGACGAGAGUAUGUGGGCAACAAGGAGCCAUCAGGAUUCAGCACCAACAACCUUAAUUAUGUGAUACCUGUGUAUGAUCCAAAUCUGCCCAACAGGUUUUUGACUAGCUAUAAUUCCAAAUUUUAUGAAACCAUUCCAAAGGGAGUGGACAGGGAGGGCUGGACCCGAGGGGGCAUCCAGCCUCAACAAGCAGGUGGCUUUGCUACGAACAACCACGGCACUGACUUAGGAAGUGAUCCUAAUGCUACAGAGACCUUGAGGACUGUUCAUCCCCAUGUUGGCAGGACAAUCACAACUGUUGAUCCAUUCUAUCGCGAUUCUCCCCAUGAUCGUCACUUUGCUGCCCUUCAUCAGACAACCGUCCCCAAUUAACCUCUGUUCAGAAGUGAAAAGCACAGUGAUGUCUUUGGACUUCAAGGAACCACCCUGCAUGCUAAGGAAAGAGCAUCACUAAUUGUACUGUCAUAACGAAUCUGUUUUAUUUUAUAUGGUAUUGUUUUAAAUAAAUUAAGACACAUAUUCGAGCUAUGUCUCCUGUCCUAGAUUAGUACCUUGAAACAGGGAUUAAAUUUUUUGGGAGGGAUACUUAUGGUUUUUAUGGAAUUUCUGCAGCUCUAUAGCUGUACAAACCUUGUGACAUAAUGUGAGUAUCAGACUGGCUGAGAUCUCUUUAUAUCUCUCUAACCACAGAAUAAAGAUA
Molecule: messenger RNA, 2839 nt
Organism: Notechis scutatus (mainland tiger snake)
Lineage: Eukaryota; Metazoa; Chordata; Lepidosauria; Squamata; Elapidae
Source: RefSeq, a predicted model, not a curated record